UAUACAUAUUAGGGUAGCAUCCUUUCCACCGACCCCCGACCCGACCCCGACGGAGUUUUUGUUAAAAACCUUGACCUGAACCCCGACAUGGCUUCCCCGGCAAACCCGAUCCCCAACACUUCCUACCCCGAAGGCUCGGAGUGCUACCCUAGAAUAUAUGAAAUAGAAGGGGGAAUAAAUUAAGAAUUUAAAAAAGUACCUGAGAUUUAAAUAAAAAUUUCACAUUAAAAUUAUUCCUUCACUAUUUAGUGUCCUAUCAACACCAACAAAUUCAAAAAGAAAAAGAAGAAAACAAAUCUUCAAUUAAUCAAAAAAUCUCUCCCUAUUCAACAUCCCCUUCUCUUCGUUCGGGGGUUACAUUACUCGAACAACUAGUCAAAUCUCAUCCUAUAUGGUUCCUUCCUCAUUUAAAUAGACAAGAAGCUUCGCAUCUUUUAAGGCAUCAAGAACCUGGAGUUUUUAUUGUUCGAGGUUCUAGCCGUAUUAUUAACAACAACAACAAUUCUUUUACAAAUUCUGAUACUUCGGCUUCUUUUCAUUCUUCCAUUCAGCGUUCCUCUAUUUCUGUUAUGGCACUCUCUGUUAAAUUACCCCCUCCAAAAGAGGAAGAAGAAAACGAAGAUGUUAGUAAUGAAGAUAAAUUGGAUACAGAUCAAUUGGAUCAUUUUUUGCUGGAAGCUGUGGGUUCUGGGCAGUCUGUUCGGUUACAGGGAUCGCCUCGCACAUUUACCUCCUUACCCCUUUUAUUGGAACAUUAUUGUCAACCUGAAGCAAUUCAAGAACUCAAAUGUAGUCUUUGUUUGCCUAGUGCUGUUGCAAAGUGUGAAACAAUAAAUGAUUUUUGGACAAGUCCAAAAGCUUUUCAAAACAAUUCCACACAUUACCAACUUCCUUCCAAUGAUUAUUCCUGUUCUUCUUGUACUCGUUCACAGUGCCAUUCACCGGCUUCCUCCUCUCUAAGAAGCGGACCACUUCCUACACUUCCUGCAUUACAACAACAACAACCUCCCAAAAUGGGGACUUUUAUUACACAACAAACGAAUGUGACCCCAAAAGUUGAACCAAUCUUCUCCUUAUCCACAAGUUUUCCCUCAAUAAAGCUACCUUUCUUAUUUUUCUUUAAGAAUCAAAGCAUCAAUAACCAUCAUUUCUUUUACUGUGAAUCCCCUUGUCCGUCUACCACUUCGACUGCAGUAUCAGCUCCUCCAGCUUCUCUAAUUGUUGGGGAACCUUCCUCCUUAUAUGGAUAUCAUCACCAUCAAAGGGCUAAUAAUGAUUUUUGUUGUUGCUGUUGUUGUGCAGCAAAUGGGUGUCCUGGACAUCAACAGCAAUUGUUAAUACAACAACAAAGACAAUUUGCACUUCCUCUACGUAAAAGUCGUUCAGUUCAAUCUUCCUUUCUUUCCGGCACCCCACCACCACCACCACCCCAACCUCAAUAUUCUUCUCACAAAUCAACAGCAGCAUCAUUUUGUCAAUCUCCUAGUACCCAAAGUUUGAGAGAAUCUAAUUAUGGACGGUUUAUGAUUCCUCCGCCUUUGAAGAAAAGAGGCCCUGAAUCUUUUUUACGUGCAUUAUUUUCGCCAUCACCUCAAAGAAGAAGGCCUAAAGCGAAUGGAUCAAGUUGGGAAUGGAUGCCUUCGCCAGCUAAUAGUCCUUUAUGGGAAGAAGAACAACAACAACCAACAAUUUUAGGUAAUAAGAACAAUAUCAUCAGCACUGCUCAACAACAACAACAACAACAGCCACCAUUUAAACCAACAACAAUCACAAAUGCUCAUCUAAAACAACAGCAAAGACAGCAACAACAACCAUCAGGAUCUUCAAUAUUUGCCCGUUUAAAGGGCAAUUUUCGAAGAACAAGUAGUUCAGGGAUUUCUUCACCUUCCUCAAAAGAUGAUUGGCAAGGACGUAACCAAGUAAGCACUGAAAUUCUAAAUGCCCGCCAAGCAGCAUUUCGCCGUACAAACACAGAUUUAGGCGUUCCAACAAAUUCGGGUUCAACAACUAAUCGAAUAGCUUUAGCUUUAAAUAAAAUGCGUAAACAACAACAACAAAAAUCACCACAAAAUCCUUCCCUUCCCCCACAAUCUUUUCCACAACUUGCUAGAGUUUUGCCUCAACCUAGAACAACAACAACAACAAUUAAUAAUUUAUCUGGUGCUAAACAUUCUUUUAUUUUUAAUGGUUCUAAUAGUAAUUUUAACAACAACAAAGCUACCAACAACAAUUUUUUCAUUACUCCAUUUGCAGCCCCACCAUCAGACAUUAGAAAACAACAACAAAACAAUUUCCAACCAAAAGUUUGUUUACCUCCACCUUUAAGACAACGUCAAAAUAAUUUAUUAUUAAAUAAUAAUUAUUUUAUUGAACAAAAAACAAAAAAUGGAGGAUUUAAUAAUUUAAAUAAUCCUUCGUCUUUUAAUAAAUUGGCUGCAAAAAGCCAAGCAGUGAUUGCUACUGUACAUCCACAACCAAAAAUUAUUUUAAAUUCUUCUAAAAAAUUGAAAACAAAUUUAAAUAAAAAAGAAAUGGAAGAGGAAGAAAAAGAGGAAGAUGAGGCAGAAAAUAAAUUAAAUAAUAGCUCUGAAUAUACACAUUUAAAUGAAUUAUUUAAAGGAAAGCAACAACAGCAACAAAUAGAACAACAACAACCUUCAACUAGUGGAGAAAAUAAUUUUAGAUAUUCUUUUAAAAAUGGAGGUGAUGAAGUUAGCGUUGCUGGGACAGAUUUUAACGAACCUUGGGAUUCAAAUGCUUGGGAGAAUUUAUUGGAAAUAGCCAAAUUUGGGGACGCAAAAACAGAAAUUCCACUUUUGAGUGAAAAACCGAGAAGAAGACGAAGCAGUUGUGAUACUUCCUCAAUUUCUUCUGAUUGCUCUACUUGGAGGAGAAGUUCUCCUUCUUCUGAGGACGAUAAUAAUGAUGUUGAAUAUUUAAAUAAAAAGAAAGAAAAUGAAAGUAAAAAAGAGAAUUUUGAGGAAGAAAAAGAAAAUAAUUCAACAGAUGAUGAUAUUAAUGUUGCUGAAGAAGCUGUUGCUAUGGCUGUUGUUUUGGCGGGGAAUGGAACUUUACCUAAUAGAAAAAAGCAAAGACCAAUGGAAUGGUUAUGUGAAGAAGAAUUGUUAGAAAAUGAGGAAGAGGAGGAGGAAAAUCAAAUAUCCCCUACUAAUCAACAACAACACCAAUUAUUAUUACCCCAAAAUUCUUCAUUAGAUACUUUAAUAUUAAUUGAACAAGCAGCAAAAGCCGCAAAUUCUUCACGUUGCAAUAUGCCCUCUCAAAGAGUUAGGUGGACAGCAAGAAACAGUCGAGAAGCAAGUACUUCUCUUUUGGAUAUUCCUUCAUCUUCUUCAAUACAAACUGAAAAUCAACAAAAUAUUCCACAAAAAGAUGGUUAG
Messenger RNA from Meloidogyne enterolobii, 3401 nucleotides. NCBI's taxonomy places the organism in Eukaryota, Metazoa, Nematoda, Chromadorea, Rhabditida, Meloidogynidae. The record is from the annotation of a GenBank genome assembly.